GACGUCAGCGGGGAGGGAGGGGCCUCUCGAAGCGAGCUUUCCCUUUGGCGGCGGGUUCGAAGCGUCGCCUUUGGAUGGAUCCGUGUGAGCAUAAGAGUGACGGUGGCCGGCGAAGGACAAGAUUAGGCACGAUACGUGUUUUUGAAAUGCGCCUUGUGGAGAUCCUGUGAGAGAAGGAUCAACACGUUUGGGGGAUGGCUGGGGAAAGCCAAGAAAAGCCCAGGAUGAACUUUCCUUUCCCAUAUGCACCAUACCCUAUUCAAGAAGAAUUCAUGGCAAAACUAUAUCAGGUUUUGGAAAGGGGAAAGAUUGGCAUCUUUGAGAGCCCGACUGGCACAGGGAAAUCUUUGAGUCUUAUUUGUGGAGCCCUUACUUGGCUCCGAGACUUUGAAGAGAAAAAGAAACAGGAAGAGGCCCAGCUCUUGGCAGGUGAAAUUAAUGGGAAGGAUACAAACAAACAGCUUGAGAAAGGCAGCACAGAGUCUGCAACCAGCCAGCUGUCAACUGGAGAGCCAGACUGGAUAACUCAAUUCGUGCAAAAGAAGGAAGAGCGGGAAACAACACAGAGACUGAAGGAAGAACAAAUUAGGAAGAAAAAACGAGAAGAACGUCUGGAGCAAAUUCGUCACAAUGUGCACCUGAAAUACGCCUCUAAAAGAAAGAGAAAUGAGGAGGAGGAAGAAAUGAAGCAGUUGCUCCAGCUCAGUCAGGACAUCUUGUCCAGCCCAAGUGAGUCAGGUGCUUUGGAGCCAUUGGAUCAGGGUGAGGAAGAACUGAUCCUUGCAGAGUAUGAGAGCGAUGAUGAGAAGAAAGUGGGAAACAGGUUAAGUGAAGCUGAAGAAGAUGAUGAUAUAGAAGAGGAGCAUGUGACAAAGAUUUACUAUUGCAGUCGAACACAUUCUCAGCUGGCCCAGUUUGUGCAUGAAGUUCAGAAGAGCCCAUUUGGCAAGGAGAUACGGCUGGUGUCCUUGGGGUCUCGACAGAACCUGUGUGUGAAUGAAGAGGUGCGGAGCAUGGGAGCUGUCCAGCUCAUCAAUGAUCGUUGUAUGGAGAUGCAAAAGAAUAAACACGAAAAGAAGAGUACAGGAGAAGAAACUGAAAAGAAGAAAACGAGAGUAAGCCGGACAGUGUGUCCAUUUUACUCCUAUGAGCACAUGCAGUUUCUUCGGGAUGAAGUUUUGGUCCAGGUCAAAGAUAUAGAGCAGCUGGUGACUCUGGGGAAGGAACUGAAGGCCUGCCCUUACUAUGGAAGCCGAUACGCCAUCCCAGCUGCUCAGCUGGUGAUAUUGCCAUAUCAAAUGCUUCUGCAUGACGCUACUAGAAGUGCAUCUGGCAUCAAGCUAAAGGAUCAGGUUGUGAUCAUUGAUGAAGCCCACAAUCUGAUUGAUACCAUCACCUCCAUCUACAGUGCCCAAGUUAGUGGGUCUCAGCUAUGCUGUGCUCAUUCCCAGCUGUUGCAGUACAUGGAACGAUAUAGGAAACGCUUGAAAGCAAAGAACCUGAUGUAUAUUAAACAGAUUCUGUUUUUGCUGGAGAGAUUUGUUAUUGUUCUGGGAGGAAAUGUAAAUCAAAAUCCCAAGACACAGAAUAUCUUAGAGGCAGGGGUGGAGCUGAAAUCCAUCAACGACUUCCUCUUCCAGUGUCAGAUUGACAAUAUCAAUCUCUUCAAAGUUCAGCACUACUGUGAGAAAAGUCUAAUCAGCCGGAAGUUAUUUGGGUUUGUUGAGCGAUACGGAGCGGCUGGAGCACUGAAAAUAAGAAAGGCAGACCAGAAGAUGUCUGGCUUGCAGAAUUUCCUGGAAACGUUGAAUAAGAGGCAAGGGAAGGAAGCCAUUCCACAAGAUGCCUCUGAAGAGGCUGAGGAUGACCAGCCCAAAAUGGCAUCUCCUCUGAUGCACAUCGAGGGGUUUCUAGCUGCCUUGACAAAUGCAAACCAAGACGGAAGAGUAAUCCUCUCCAAGCAAGGCACUCUAGCUCUCAGCAGCCUCAAAUUUCUUCUUCUGAAUCCAGCAGUGCACUUUGCCCAAGUGCUGAAGGAAUGUCGGGCUGUGAUCAUCGCCGGGGGCACCAUGCAACCCAUAGCUGAUUUCCGGGAACAGCUGCUCCAAAGCGCAGGUGCCAGUGCUGACAGGAUUGAAGAGUUCUCCUGUGGUCAUGUGAUUCCCCCAGACAACAUUUUACCCAUCAUCCUCUGCAGCGGUCCAUCCAAUCAGCAGCUGGAAUUCACCUAUGAGAAGAGAGGCCUGCCUCAGAUGAUGGAGGAGACAGGCAGGAUUCUUUGCAACUUGUGCAACAUUGUCCCUGGUGGGAUGGUGUGCUUCUUCCCUUCCUAUGAAUAUGAGAAGCAGGUGUACAUGCACUGGUGCAAGACGGGGCUGCUAACUCAACUGGCUGCAAAGAAGAAGAUUUUUCAAGAACCAAAGAGAGCCAACCAAGUGGAGCAGGUGCUGGCUGAGUAUGCCAAGUGCAUCAAGCGUUGCAACCAAACAGUGGGGCCCAUGACAGGUGCGCUGCUGUUUUCAGUAGUUGGUGGGAAAAUGAGUGAAGGAAUCAAUUUCUCUGAUGACCUGGGAAGGUGUGUGAUCAUGGUGGGCAUGCCCUAUCCCAACAUCAAGUCUCCAGAACUUCAAGAGAAAAUCGCUUACCUUGAUAAGACAAUGCCCAAAGCAGCAGGCCAGGCCCCAGGCAGGACGCUUAUUGACAACUUGUGCAUGAAAGCAGUCAACCAGUCAAUAGGGAGAGCCAUUCGACAUCAAAAGGACUUUGCUAGCAUUGUGCUCUUAGAUCACAGGUAUUCACGCCCAGCUAUUUUCAACAAGCUGCCUCAGUGGAUUAAAAGCCAAACUCAGGUCAAGGCUGGUUUUGGACCAGCAUUUGCAGCACUAAGAAAGUUCCACUGGGAGAAGAGAUCAAAUGGUAAAGCUGUAUCUUCUUGAUUACUACAUUAUUUAGAUUACCACUUUGUUUAUUGUUUAUUGUUAAUAAUGUGUACAUAUUUUCCAUUCUAAUAAUUACAUUUUUUUCA
Molecule: messenger RNA, 3025 nt
Organism: Anolis sagrei ordinatus
Lineage: Eukaryota; Metazoa; Chordata; Lepidosauria; Squamata; Anolidae
Gene: DDX11
Product: DEAD/H-box helicase 11
Biological process (GO): establishment of sister chromatid cohesion; nucleobase-containing compound metabolic process
Cellular component (GO): nucleus
Molecular function (GO): DNA binding; ATP binding; DNA helicase activity
Source: RefSeq, a predicted model, not a curated record